This is a messenger RNA of Lachancea meyersii CBS 8951, 1533 nucleotides long. NCBI's taxonomy places the organism in Eukaryota, Fungi, Ascomycota, Saccharomycetes, Saccharomycetales, Saccharomycetaceae. The record is from the annotation of a GenBank genome assembly.
AUGUCCCAUUCUUAUAGAUCCACCAGGUCUUCUGCUAAAGAAACACAGUCGUUCGAAAACACCAUCAUUCAAGGUUUAGCAUCUGAUGGAGGUCUCUUUAUCCCCUCCGAAAUUCCUCAAGUUGAUGCCAAAACCCUCGAAAAAUGGUCAAGUUUGAGCUUUCAAGAUCUUGCCCUGGAAAUCAUGAAACUUUACAUUUCAAGUGAGGAAAUCCCAGAAGCGGACUUGAAAGAGUUGGUCCAGAGAUCUUACUCUACCUUCCGCUCGAGCGAGGUUACACCAUUGGCCAAGAAUGUUAGCGGCAACGGAGAGCAUUUGCAUGUGCUUGAGCUGUAUCACGGUCCAACAUACGCCUUCAAAGACGUAGCAUUGCAAUUCGUGGGCAACCUAUUUGAAUACUUUUUGCAAAGAGCCAACAAGGAUUUGCCACAGGAGAAGCGCAAGAAGAUCACCGUUGUGGGUGCUACCUCUGGUGACACCGGUAGUGCUGCCAUCUACGGUAUGAGAGGCAAAAAAGACGUUUCGGUUUUCAUCCUGUAUCCAACCGGUAGAAUCUCUCCUAUUCAAGAGGAACAGAUGACGACUGUGCCCGACAAAAACGUGCAAACUCUAUCCGUGAAGGGUACUUUUGAUAACUGUCAAGAUAUCGUCAAGGCCAUUUUCGGUGACGUUGAGUUCAACAAAAAGCACAAUGUUGGUGCUGUGAACUCCAUCAACUGGGCUAGAAUCUUGGCCCAGAUGACUUACUACUUCUACGCCUACUUCCAGGCUAUCAAAGGUGCUCAGAGCAAAGUCAAGUUCGUUGUACCCAGCGGCAACUUUGGUGACAUCUUGGCCGGCUACUAUGCCAAGAAGAUGGGUCUACCAGUCGAAAGACUGGUCAUCGCCACCAACUCUAACGAUAUUCUGGACAGAUUCAUGAAGACUGGUAUCUACGAAAGAUCUGACGAUGUUGCCGCAACCCUAUCACCAGCUAUGGAUAUCCUUGUGUCCUCAAACUUCGAGAGACUACUGUGGUACCUAGCUCGUGAUGUGCUAGCUGCCGGUGAUGAUCAAAAAGCCGGAGAAAUCUUGAACCAGUGGUUCGUCCAACUAAAGACAGAAGGAAAGUUUGUCGUUGAUCCUGCUGUCAUCGAACGUGCCUUGACUGACUUCGACUCUGAAAGAGUGUCGGACCCUGAAACCAAGGAAACCAUAAAGGAAAUGUACAGGUCUUCUCAGAACCCUAAGAACUACAUCUUGGAUCCUCACACCGCCGUUGGUGUUUGCGCCACUAAAAGACAGAUGGCGAAGGACAAUGACAACAGUAUCCAGUACAUUUCGUUGUCCACUGCUCACCCUGCCAAGUUUGCCGAUGCUGUGAAUGAUGCCCUAUCGGAGUGUGAAGGCUAUUCAUUCGAAAAGGAUGUCCUUCCUGAGGAGUUGAAGAAACUGUCUACUUUGGAAAAGAAGCUAAAAUUCGUCGAGAAAGCUGACGUUGGGCUCGUUAAACAAACCAUCGAGGAGGAAUUGGUCAAAAUGGGUCUAUUUUGA